This is a messenger RNA of Oncorhynchus nerka (sockeye salmon), 1179 nucleotides long. RefSeq names its product liver-expressed antimicrobial peptide 2-like. The record is from RefSeq and is a predicted model, not a curated record. Bases 141 to 416 code for a protein of 91 amino acids. Lineage: Eukaryota; Metazoa; Chordata; Actinopteri; Salmoniformes; Salmonidae. Gene Ontology annotation, biological process: antimicrobial humoral immune response mediated by antimicrobial peptide; defense response to bacterium. The transcript has 3 exons.
GUGAGAGAGCGAGAGCGAGAGAGAGGGAUGGUAUAUAAGCAGAGUUCUCCAAAAGAACGUUUGCUACACUAGUUAGAAACAGACACCUAGCUGCCUGCCAUCCAGCACCUUUCACCAAAUUUUCCAAAGUAUAUCUCACCAUGCAGGGUCAAAACCACAGCAAAGCAACGCAAGGUGUGUGUCUGGUGGCUCUGAUUCUUAUGCAUCAGGUGUGUGCUAGUCCAAUAGGAAGCCAUGAUUCAAGGCUGAGUCUGCAGCAGGGCACCAAGCUACUGGAACGGAGAACCCGCAUGACCCCCCUGUGGAGGUUCAUGGGUACCAAGCCCACUGGGGCCUACUGCCGAGACCAUUUUGAGUGCUCCACCCAAAUCUGCAGAAGGGGCCACUGUGCCCUCAAUGGGGCAGUUCAUUCCUAGAAGUGGAGGAGCCAGAGGUUUCUUCUCACCAAUCAGAGAACAUUGACUAAUGUUUUAAUGGAGUUGAUUUACGUAACAAGCAGGUCAAGAAUCUUCCCAGACAUGGUGAAACUUAUCAGAUUGCAAACUGUUUUUUUUUUUAUUUAGGCCAGAGAUGAAACAUUUUGAAAUUAGAGGAAUGGCUUUAUCAACUUGGUGUAUAUUGAUCUCACAUGUACUUGAAAGCACUUUAACUUACCAUUUAUGAGUAUGUACUGUAUAAUACUACAACUCAAGAGCGUUGAAACUAUUUUUAUUUUAUUUUGUAUUUUCUCCCCAUUAGCUGUUGCGAAAGCAGCAGCUAUUCUUCUUGGGGUCCACACAAUGAUCACCAUUAAACAUGGCUGUAAAUGUCCUACAUGAAGAAUGACAUCCUAUACACCGGCGUUUAGUUUAGUUGAAAUGUUUAGUAUGCACUGUUAAGUGUGUACUAAAGUGAAUAUGAACCAUUCAUCCAUGUGCUGUACUGUACCUAUUCUUGCUUACUCACGUCUAAUGUCUUUGUAGUGAUUUUUAUAGAAAUAGUAUAACGAAGAGGCAAAAUGUCAGAUGUAUUUGAAAAAGGUAAUACACCAAAGAUUUGCGCACAAAUUAAUGCAAAGGUGAAAUAUUUGCAUAAGAGCGUACUGUAAAGGAAUCAAUGUACUGUGCCUGUCUACACUUACAUUGUUUAACAAGAGAAGACGCACUUAAAGUUGCAAAAAUAAAAGUACAUUUCUGAUCA